This is a messenger RNA of Truncatella angustata, 726 nucleotides long. RefSeq names its product nodulation protein nodB. The transcript has a single exon. Gene Ontology annotation, molecular function: hydrolase activity, acting on carbon-nitrogen (but not peptide) bonds. Gene Ontology annotation, cellular component: membrane. The coding region runs from base 1 to 726 and encodes 241 amino acids. Gene Ontology annotation, biological process: carbohydrate metabolic process. The record is from RefSeq and is a predicted model, not a curated record. NCBI's taxonomy places the organism in Eukaryota, Fungi, Ascomycota, Sordariomycetes, Amphisphaeriales, Sporocadaceae.
AUGAACACGCUAUUCACCCUGUUGGUGAUCGUGUUGCUUCUGCUGAUCCCAUUCUACAUAAUCUACAGGCCGCCGCGAUCGCUGAUUCGCUAUUUCUCGAGGCGGUGGCCCGAUGUAUUAUGGGAAAUCGAAACGAAGACGAAGGUGGUCGCGCUGACCAUCGACGACGCCCCGUCCGAACACACGGAACAAAUCCUCGGGAUCCUGAAGGCGUAUGACGCCACGGCGACCUUCUUUACGAUCGGCGGCCAGGUCUCCGGACGAGAGGAGAUUCUGGCCGACGUAGUACGCAGCGGCAACGAGCUUGGCAACCAUGCGAUGCACGACGAGCCCAGCAGGGCGCUGAGCGACGAGGAGCUGACGGCCCAGAUUGAAACGGUACGCGACAAGAUCCGGGCUGCUUACAACACGGCGGAGAAAGACCUUCCACCACAGUAUUUCAGACCUGGAUCGGGCUUCUUCAGCGACCGUAUGAGGAAGCUGGUCAAUAAACUGGGAUACAGGAUUGUGCUUGGCAGUAUAUACCCACACGAUCCACAGAUCCAGUAUUCGUGGAUUAAUGCGAAGCACAUAUUGAGUAUGAUGCAUCCGGGAGGAAUUAUCAUAUGUCACGACAGAAGACCUUGGACAGCACCGAUGUUGAGAAAGGUACUAAAGGAAGCGAAAAGUCAAGGUUACAAAGUGGUCAGCGUUUCGGAGUUGCUUAAAAUCACCAGCCGCGGCUGA